Messenger RNA from Microplitis mediator, 1215 nucleotides. Its product is annotated as putative ankyrin repeat protein RF_0381. Gene Ontology annotation, molecular function: protein binding. The transcript has 2 exons. Gene Ontology annotation, cellular component: cytoplasm. Bases 1 to 1215 code for a protein of 404 amino acids. The record is from RefSeq and is a predicted model, not a curated record. Lineage: Eukaryota; Metazoa; Arthropoda; Insecta; Hymenoptera; Braconidae.
AUGGAAUUAAAUCGUUUCACUUUUACCUACGAAUAUGUUUACAACUUGAUUGAUCGAGAAGUUAUCGAAGAUAUUAAUACAGUGUUUCCAGUCAUGGGUGGAUUAACGCUGCUUCAUAUAGCAACUUUCAAUAAUGACAAAAAAUUGGUGGAUUACCUGCUCCGCAAGAAAGCUGACGUAAAUUUACAAAGUCAAUAUUGGGGUACAGCUCUCCAUACUGCUGUUAUAAUGGAGUAUCUGGCUAUAACUGAAAGCCUAAUAAACUAUGGAGCAGACGUUAAUACUCGAUUACUUGGGCACUUCUGUAAGAAUUUGACCCGCUUCAGGUACGCAGUUGAUCAAAAUGACGAAGAAAUUCCUGAGUUUUUAUUGAAACGAGAUGAGGAUGCGAGUUCGAUCUUGAAUCAGUGUAAAUUGUGUAUUGCCAAAACACCAUUACAAAUCGCUGUCGAUCAAAGUAAAGAAGAAAUGGUAGAGCUACUUUUAAAAGGUAAUGCUGAUCCGAAUCUUAAUACUCAUAUUUGUGGAACACCACUAAUCUGUGCAAUUAAUAAAGGAAAGUUACCGAUUAUAAAGCUUCUUCUGACAUACGGUGCAGAUGUUAACAGUCUAAGUGUUCCUGGUAAUUUACAAGCAAGCCCGCUACAUUUAGCUGUCGAUAUCCGAAACUCGGAAGCAGUAGAAUUGAUCUUAAAUGAUUGUGUCGUUGAUAUAAAUAUAGUGACAGUGCAUAAAAAUUCAGCGCUUCAUUACGCAGUUUUCGCGAAAGACGAUAAUAUCAUAAGACAACUUCUUAAUGCUGGUGUUGAUAUUAAUUUAAAAAACGUUGAUGGUGAAACAGCAUUUACUUUAAAAGUAAUUCAUUCACAAAAAGUUAAUGACACAAUUACCGAACAUAUUGCAAAACUCAGUGCGGCGAACUUUUAUGUCAAUGAACAAAAUUUAGCAGUCGUACAUAAGAAAAAAUUCGGUGAAUUACGCGACCAGUGUUUAAGUGAAAUUGAAAAAAUGAAGAUAACAUAUGUUGGUACGAGUAAUGUUACAAUUUAUAAUGUUUUGUGUAAUAAAUGUGAGCACAAAUUAGCUGAGUUCAAAGAAAAAGACGAGCUACGGUGGAAAACAACUAGAACAGGCACUGGUCAAAGUGAAGGCAGGUAUGCCUGUACGAACAGCUGCCUUGAAGUUCAACAUUCCGAAAACUACGCUACUUUAUAA